UUUUUUUCUACCUUUUCCUGCAGCUUACUUAUGGUCGAAACUCAGAAUUCCCUAGGGAUUUUUGAGGGGAAGCCUGGCAGUCUGCUGUUCAGUUAUAGCCAGCAGUUGCUGUCGAGCAACAAGUUUUAUACGGCUGGUAAACUGAUUGCUUGGUCGAUAGCACACAAUGGGCCAGGGCCACGGUGUAUCAAUAGACACCUGUUCUGUAUGAUGUGUGGCCAGAAGACAUCUCUUGAUGACUUUGAUGUCGAGGUCUUCAUGGACGAAGACAUUAAACAGAACAUAGAAAAGGUUUCCAACUGCAGCACCCCAGAAGACCUGGCAGACUUGAAAAGUCACCUUGGGGACUGGAUUGCAGGCUGUGGUAUCCCUGACAUCUACACUGCCACACUACUUGAUGUUAAGAGGAUAAGGGGCGAGAUUGUAUCUCAUUUUGCGUUUCACAGGGUUGCCAGCAUGAUUCAACAGUUUGUUGCCGGUAUGGACUCGUGUGGUCAGUUCUGGCAAAUGGUGAAGAGAUGCUGGAAGCAGUUCCUUCCUGUAUUUACAAAUGCAGGAAAUAAACUUACAAGGAACAGCUUCCAGGAUCUCUUCACCAUUGGAUGGAGUCCAGCUGGAAGUAACAGACGUGAAGAAGAGGAAGCCACCAUCUUUCAGUGGGAAUGGUGGCUUAUGGCCAUUCAGGAGCAAGAGGUGGACCACACGUUUGAGGAGCUGCUGGUCUUUAUAACUGGGGCUGACUUGCUUCCACCACUGGGGUUCCCACAGUCCUGCAACAUAGACUUUUACGAUCAGGAGUCAGGGAUGCGGCGCAUCCCAUACGCAUCAACGUGCAGCUUAUCCCUGUAUCUCCCAAGAGGUGUUGCAGAUGAAGAUCAAUUUAAAGAUCUUAUGAACGAUGCAUUAAAAGGAUCCCUGGGAUUUGGAAAGGUGUAGCUGCAUACAUGAACUGAUGCUGGGAAGCUGGGGUUAAAACCUGUGGGCUUUUGGGAUGAAGUUGUUAUUGUGUUCUUAAGUGGGAUCUUAAAGGGGAUUGCUCCUGGCACUCAGGCUUCUUAAAGAUUAAACAUUUUAAAAUUGUUUUUACAAAUGACUGUUCAUUGUGUAUAUAGUUAUAUUUAUAGUCCAGUUAAGACAACUGGGGUAUGCAUGCAUCAAGCCAUGCAAAAUAAGUGGUGUUCAGAAAGUUUCCAGGAAAUAGUUCAAAUGACAAUUCAUCUAGAAAGAUUGUUGUUUAUGUUCAAUUAUAGUACACUGCAUAGAGUGUGGGUUUUUUUUUUUUUUUUUUUUUUUAAAUUUCUUUAUUGUUUUUCAAGAUGUACAAUAGAUGCCAAACAAACUUUGAACUAAAAGACACUGACUUUUGUAAAAUAAAAGAUUGUAGUGUCAGUUCUCAUGGUGUCUUGUCUGUUUACAAAUUAAAGUUGAGGCUUACCUGUUACUGUCAAAUACUGGCAUUAGGUUCCAUUGACGAGGGCUAUGUAGUACAAUUAUGUGCUUAAGUCCAGGUAAAUGGUUCAAUGAAUUUACCCUCAUCUGUUCGCAAACCAAGAACUCAAGAAUCAGCUCAACUCACACUUAAAAGUUAUGAAUUAAUGUUACUGCUUUCGAGAACAAAGCAGUUUUAACAAACUGACUUUAAACUUUGGUGUUAACUCUGAGAUUGGCACCUGGCCUUUGACUAUAACCUGGUUAAAAAUCAAUUUGAGGACUCUGAACAUGUGUCAGUGCUGACCGUGAUAUCAUUUUUGUUAAAUUGUUCGAGGGGGAGUUCUAUGGAAACAUUUAAGACUUCUGCCUAAUUUUACAUUUAUAUAGUUUCACAUAAACUUUGUAGUGAAUUAUGUAAAUGUGGUAGAAUUAUGUAAGAGAUGAUGGCUGUAAAGCUAGUGUUUUUUGCAAAAAAUAACAUCAAGAUAAUGAACACUGGUAUUAAAAUCAUAUUUUAUACAUAAGGCACUAACUGUAAUUAUCAAAGUAAAGAAAAUGAUUUGUUAGACUCAGUUGGUGAACGAUGCUUAAAAAGUGUGUAGCAAUUCGGACAGUCAAUCCAGUGAUUGCUUUGCUUUUUCUAUGGUCACGGCUUACCUACUUUAUUACAGUCAUUUGGCUGUACAUGACAAUAUAUUUAGCUACAGUUCCUUCUGCUUGUUUAGGUUUCUCCCUGUGUUCUAGGUUCAUUCAGCCCAACCUCAAGAAACUUGUCUGCUUGCCUACUGUCAUCUCUACAAGCCUCAUCAUAUUCAUGCUGUCUGACUCUGCUGAUAAGGAACCAAUAUCGCUGAAAUGAACAGUCGCUUUAUAGCCUAUAUUUUUAAACCUCAGUUCAUCCAAAAACGGGAUUACACAGUGGUACAUGUUUAUAGAUCAAACACUCUAAAAAUGAAUGUUUUUCAUUUUCCCUAAUGUGUGUGCACAAAGGACACAGCCACCAGUGCUUCUACAGUGUUUGUUUUUAAUUUUAGCUACAGGGUGGUUUUAAUAAAUGUCACACAUGAACUUGUAAUCUCUGAAAAAUAAGGGGAAAAGGUGAGAUUUGAAGUGACUAACUUCAAGAUACCUUCAAUGCACUAAGUCGGAAGAAGAAAAUUAACUCCCCUUUAGCUGCUUAAACCAAAGAGCUUGAAGCAGAGGAAGAGAGUUAUCUUUGUAGAAUGUCUGCCAGGUCUAUUGAGUUAAGGGAAAAAAGCCACAUCAAAAUAUGUUCACAACUGUCUACUGACAGUGAAGAUGUAAAAUGACAUAAGGGAAUGCCACAUAUUUCUCUUCUUGUGGUUUCCAAAAACAAUUUUAAAAGAGGCUAUACACAUGACAUUUUUUCUACUUAAUUUACUCGUGUGUGCCAUCCAGAGGGAAAUACCUCGUAAUCAGAAUCGCAUUAAUUGGCAAAGUAUAUGCGCAAACACAUACAAGGAAUUAGGUUCCAAUUGAGGGCGUCUCUCAAGUACAAAAAUGUAAAACACAAUCCAUCUAUGUGUAUGGACAUACAUAAAUACACAUGCACACAGGUGUAUAAACUAACAAUAUAAUACACAAUCUAAUUCUUUUAUACAGAAAUUACAGGUUUACAGAAGUUAAUACCAAAGAGUGCAGUUGCAGUCUAGCAGUGUGACAGUUCAACCACUUAGGAGGGAGAUGGCGAGGGGAAAGAAAAUGUUCCUGUGUCAGGUGGUCCUGGUUUGCGGGCUUCUAUAUUGUCUACCAGAGGGCAGUGGGUCAAUAAGUCUAUGUCCAGGAUGUGAGGGGUCUGAUGAUUUUCCAUGCCUGUUUCCUGGUUCUUGAAAGAUGCAGGUCCUGGAUGGAGGGCAGGGGGUGCCAUUACAAUUUAAGGCUAUUAUACAGUGGUAUUACUUUAAACUGAGUAAAACGGUAUUUUGAUAAAAGGUCUCCGUUUGUUACAGAAAAAGCAUACUGUCAUUUAUUUGCUUUUAUUAUUUAUUUAUAUGCCCUCCGCGGACCAUCCCUGCACACUAAGGGCUGCGCACAGGGAGAAGGCGCACUAGGUUACGAUCAGAUCUUCCCUGGGCAGGGAGAGGUGAUGAACUGUAUGCCACUUUUUCAUUGGCAUACAUUAAGUACAAUGUUUUAUUGCCUACGGUGGGGCAGGUCACAUACUGGGUGAAGGUGGGCAGUGUGGAGUCCAGCGAGACAUGAUUAAAGUCCCCUGAUAUUAGAAGAAGAGCUCUCGGAGAUUGCGUCUGCAGUCUGCGGACCACAGAGAGUCACAGGCUGCCUCCACGGAUGCUAACGGCUAUUAGCUCAAUGUCUCUGUUGCAGAGUUGUUCUUUCACAGCAAUGUGCCCAGGGAUACCACAGCUGUCUUUAACAAACACUGCCCAGUCCCCCUCCUUUCCUCUCACCGCUGUCUCUCGUCUUGUCCGGCCGCAGCAGCUGGAAGCCGGGCAGCCUACUCACAGAGGGAGUACCGGGCAGUGUCGGGGUACUGCCACUGUGACCGGGUUAGCGUCAUUAGCUCCUCAAUCAUAUCAGGGAGCGA
This is a messenger RNA of Oreochromis niloticus (Nile tilapia), 3997 nucleotides long. Its product is annotated as G2/M phase-specific E3 ubiquitin-protein ligase-like. The record is from RefSeq and is a predicted model, not a curated record. NCBI's taxonomy places the organism in Eukaryota, Metazoa, Chordata, Actinopteri, Cichliformes, Cichlidae. Bases 31 to 936 code for a protein of 301 amino acids. Gene Ontology annotation, molecular function: ubiquitin-protein transferase activity. The transcript is spliced from 4 exons.